GAUGCAACCAUCUUGCAGUUACACGAAUGUCUCUUUUACAAGAAGAUAUACACCUUUUUGUCCUGCUUUUUCUCGUCACUUAAGUUCUAAGAGGUAUUUUCACAGAGCAAAUUGUAAAUGGCGAAUUAGGUGCAAAAUAUCUUUUUGAUUUUCACGUGAAAGGAAGAACAUGUGGCGAAUUAAAAUACUGAAUCAUUGUGAAUAAAUAAGUGUAAAUCUGAUACACCCCGUUAUGUUUCAUGAAUUGCUCCUCGCACUUUCUGGUACACCUGGUGCAAUAUUUACAGUUAACAAGCUUGAUGAAUUACAGAUUACUAAAAACUUACCUUUUUUGCAUCCAAGUGAGGUAGAGUUAUUGGAUAAAAUUUGCAAGCUUGGAGGAUUUUAUCGAAAAUUUCAAAAUUUUAUCGAAAAAUAUAGUUUUGAUCUCUCACCAGUAAAUAACAUUUUAUCAAAAAAAGAACAUACUGAUGAUGCAAAGUUACGUGGGCAGUACCUUCAUGCAUUUUGUGCAGGUCUUGCAGCAGUGUUGCAACCUUAUCAAGAUUGUUUAGUAAAAAUAGAAAAACAGGUGAUGAAGAACCCGCAUAUUCCACUUUCUUUUGUUUAUCAAGAUUUGGAAGAUUAUUUCUUUGUGUUUCCUGUGUUAGCAAAUAUUGUCACUACCAUGGAGCAAAAACAGAUUCAUGGAUGCCAAGUGCUCACACUAUUACAAGAAACUGGCAACUGUGGAAUUCCAACUGUUAAAGAAACACUAGAAAAAAUAUUGCACUCUUGUCACAGUGUUUUAUACAAACAGUUAUCAGCUUGGAUGUUACAUGGAAUUUUAUUGGAUGAAUAUGAUGAAUUUUUUAUCACAGAUAAAACACAACAAGAAAUAAAAAGAAACAUUGAUGAAAAAGAUAGUGCAAUUUUGUCAUCUAAUACAAUUUUACGAGGAAUUGCUGGCCUUGACCUUUUGGAGGAAUUACAGCUUGUUGAUGAUGUAGCAAAUCUUGCUGAAACCCAACGAAUAGUGAUUGUAUCUGCAAUGUUGCCAUCUUAUUUACCAUUAAGAGUUGCUGAAAAGAUUUUAUUUGUUGGGGAAUCUGUGCAGAUGUUAAAAGAUACUGAAAAUCUGAAGAUACAUCACUACAACCAAAAAAUUAGUAACUUACUGCAGGGUCGAGAAACUGAAUUUUUGCAAACACUGCACAAACUUCAACAAGAGCAAUAUCUAUCAAUCCCCGCUUUAGAAGUUGAAAUAGAUAAAAUCAAAUCUUGUGUUGCUGAGCAAUUAUGGCGGUUAGUAGUUGAAGAAGCAGAUUUAAUUAAACAUCUUAAGUAUUUAAAGGAGAUGUAUUUGCUAGGACGCGGUGAACUUUAUCUAACAUUUAUUGACCACGCACACAACAUGAUGAAAGGACCACCGUCAAAUACUGUAGCUUAUGAUAUAAAUGCUGCGUUUAAACAGAGUUUGGCUAAGAUUCUUAGCUACAGCGAUGAAUACGAAGCAUUGUUUGAAAUGAUGCUUGAUACAGUUGAUAAUGAGAGAGAUGGAGGUUUUUUGAAAACCAGUUGGGAUUAUUUAAAAAUAUCUUAUUCACCACCCUGGCCUCUUCACCUACUAUUUACUCCUAAUGUUAUGGAAAAAUACAAUACAUUGUUUAUGUUUUUACUGAAAGUUCGUCGAACCCAGAUCGAACUUCAAAAUGUAUGGGCUUUACAAAUGUCUUCGAAAAGGUCAGGAAAGACAAAGAGCAUACCUAGUAUUACAUGGGGGCUUAGAAGACAGAUGGCAUUUUUUAUAGACAAUCUACAAUAUUACUUGCAGGUGGAUGUACUAGAAUCUCAAUUUACUGUCUUGUUAGAGAAGAUCAAGAAAACGCACGAUUUUGAAAGUAUACAUACAUCACUUGACUUUUUUCUUAUUUCGAUGCUAAUGCAGUCCUUCAUCUCAAUGAAACCAGUUCUUUCUAUCCUUUUAAAAGUGAUUAACAUAUGUAUGUCAUUCUGCCAGCUAGUUUCUCAAAGCUAUACACAUUGGGCGCAAAUGGAAAACGAGAAAGUCAAAGAAUUAUCAGCGGAAUUCAACCGGCAAACUGUAUUGCUAUUUAAAGUGUUGUCAAGCGUCCGCUCUCAUUCAACUUCUCCUCAUUUAUCACAGCUGUUACUUCGAGUAGACUUCAACAAAUAUUUUACUCGAACUUCUUCAAAUUAAUUUUUUGACGAAAAGUUGUAUGAAGCAAUCUGAAGAAGAAAAGAAAAGAACUCGUGUCGUCAUUUAGAAGAGCAAUAGUAAAUUUAUCCUUUAGAUAUUAAUCUUAAAGUUUUGUUGGGAAAAUUUGUGAAAGUAUAGGUACGAUUACAAAUUUUUAGGUCAUUACGACGAAAUUCUUUCCGUUAAUCGAAUUCUUCUCAUAAUUGCUAUCGACCUAUCUUUCAUGGAAGUGUCAUUUGAAUGUUUUGUUUUUUGAAAGAAAAAACUUAUCAAUCAGACAAGAUGGCAAAGAGCAUAGCUUAAAAGUGCUUUAAUUUUUAGAAAUCCAAACGUCUCUUUCUCUAGUUCGUUUUUUUUUUUUGGGGGGGGGGGGAUUUAAAUUAAAGAGGGUAACUUUAUAGAAUUAUGGAAUAAAACGACAGGAUUAGCUUCCUUGCCCCAAGGAUCUUUUGGUUCGUGAGCACAAAAAUGCUUAGAAAUACUGGGCAUUUUUUAAAUUCCUAAGUUAAUGCAAAAAUGCAAGGGAAUCAAAUGCGACACUUGCCUCAGUAGCAAAAUCCUGAGCGAAAAAAAGUCGCGAAUUUGAAUUUUUGUAGAUAAAAGCAAAAUAAUAUUGCUGAUUUCACUCCAUUUAAAAACCAUAUGACGAAGUAGACUCUUUGUCUCAGUUAUACCUCGGAUGAGAUUUUCCUUUUCAAGCAAUAUUUUUUUACUAGUGCUGUAGCGGUUGCUAGUGUUUGCGUAUUCAAGAGGAAACAAUUAAAAUCCUUUUAUUUCAACACUCUUGAAAAAAGCUAAUAAAGUAUAAAGUCCAAAAUAUAUAACUAGUGAUGUAAAUUUAAGGAAAAAAGGAAAAAAAACAGUUUUUUUCAAGAAAAAUAUUCUUGAAAUUAACUUCUUUAAUAUAUCUUAUACGGUGUUGUGUCAUUUAUUGCUUUUUUAGUCUGCCCCCGUCGUCUCUUUUUGCGCAUACUUUUUUUCUUGCCAGUAGCUUUUACGAAACAAUUAAGAGAACACGUGUAUAUAGUUGUUAAACAAAAAUACAAUUUAAACAAGAAA
Hydractinia symbiolongicarpus is the source of this 3259-nucleotide messenger RNA. RefSeq names its product gamma-tubulin complex component 4-like. Gene Ontology annotation, biological process: microtubule nucleation; cytoplasmic microtubule organization; spindle assembly. The record is from RefSeq and is a predicted model, not a curated record. Lineage: Eukaryota; Metazoa; Cnidaria; Hydrozoa; Anthoathecata; Hydractiniidae. The coding region runs from base 233 to 2200 and encodes 655 amino acids. Gene Ontology annotation, cellular component: equatorial microtubule organizing center; gamma-tubulin complex; centrosome. The transcript is spliced from 20 exons. Gene Ontology annotation, molecular function: gamma-tubulin binding; microtubule minus-end binding.